Molecule: messenger RNA, 1274 nt
Organism: Cynocephalus volans (Philippine flying lemur)
Lineage: Eukaryota; Metazoa; Chordata; Mammalia; Dermoptera; Cynocephalidae
Gene: GNG10
Product: G protein subunit gamma 10
Exons: 3
Coding region: 29-235 (68 amino acids)
Biological process (GO): G protein-coupled receptor signaling pathway
Cellular component (GO): heterotrimeric G-protein complex
Molecular function (GO): G-protein beta-subunit binding
Source: RefSeq, a predicted model, not a curated record
GCCGCCCUGGGAGCCCCGCGCCGCCGCCAUGUCUUCCGGGGCCAGCGUGAGCGCCCUGCAGCGCCUGGUGGAGCAGCUCAAGCUGGAGGCCGGCGUGGAGCGGAUCAAGGUCUCUCAGGCAGCAGCAGAGCUUCAACAGUACUGCAUGCAGAAUGCCUGCAAGGAUGCCCUGCUGGUCGGUGUUCCAGCCGGAAGCAACCCCUUCCGGGAGCCUAGAUCCUGUGCUUUAUUCUGAAAACUGUAGGGAAGAAGUUCGCUGAGGAAUGCCUUUAAGCACAAAGUGAUGAAUGACUGCCUCCAAGUCUCAAGAAAACACUUUUCUCUAGCCAAAUGACUAGAUAUUUCAGACCUUCCCUGUGGCCUGGUCCUAUAGCCAAAAUUCUACAGAAAUUGAUGAGUUUUUACACUCACAUAAGGAAACUUGGUGAAGGAGUAGAGUUUUAAAUAAUAAUGGCCUAGUUCUCUUGGUGAAGUACUUUUAUCUUAGGACAAACAAAGACCUUACUACCAAAUGUACCAAAAUACAUUUCUUUCAUAAGUGAGUUACUGGUGUUUCUAUACCUGGAAUAUCAUGUAUGUUUUAUUUACUGCAUGUUUACAUUUUAGGAAGGAAAACAUUUUGUUUAUUAAAAAAAGUGAAUAUUUGUAAUUUGUUGUUCCUAAGUUUUUUAUAGCAACAAAAUUUGUUCUUUUCUCAUGAAUAUACAAUUACUAAAUGAAGACAAGAAAGUAUAAAAUUGGGAGGGAAAUAGGCUUUACUAAUCAAACCAUAUUUUGAUUUUUUCUAAAUGAGAAGAUUGUUUCAUUUUUAACACUAAACAUGGGAGAUGAUUCUUAGCAAACUUGUUUGGUAAGAUUAACAUUAUGUUGUGUAUUUGGUUGCUCUAUCUUAUGUAUGAAGCAGAUUUGAUCUUUGUCUUAAGUUCUUUUACUUUAUAGCUGUGGUUGUACUUUAAAAAAAUACUAGAUUAUUUCACACCCUUAAGAAAGGUUUAAAAUGUGACCUAUAUACAGAACAUUGCAAAUGGUUAAAAACAAAGUAAUGUGUGAAAAUGUUACAACCUAAAGAAUUCUUCAUGUCACAAGUGUUUUACUUUGAUGAUGUGCCUUUGAUUUAAUUUGGGACACUUUUAGAAAGAUAUUUUGUGUUUGUAAUAAUCUUUGAAGAGCUUGGAAAUAAAAUUUCUGCUUAAUUCAUCAUUUUCUAUGAAGGCAACAUUUUGUGUCUGAUUUUGUUUUAAGGCUUCAUGGAUUUCUGUUUGCUUGUGAGAUUG